UUUUAUCGUUUAUUUUUUUUGGGAGUUUGCUUAACUCUCUGUGAUGUGACAAAUGACACUGACAAUUGAAUUGACAUUCCGAUUUCUCUUCCAUUUCCAGUUUUUCCAAAGCCCAAUCAGCUGGCUUGGGGUCGCAUGAUAUAUUUAAAUUGCUCUUUUGUACGAAUUUUUAGUAGAAUUUACUUCAAUCAAGAUGCCUAAGAAAAAGACUGGUCAACGUAAAAAAGCUGAGAAACAAAAGCAGCGACAAAAAGAAAUUCGCAACGCCAGGGAGCACGUCGACAUCGCGCAGCACCCCUGCAACCUGCCCAUGGAGUGCGACAAGUGCCUCAAGAAGCAGAAGAGCCGUGCCUUCUGCUACUUCUGUUCGGCGGUGCAGCGGCUGCCACAGUGCGCGCAGUGCGGCAAGGUCAAGUGCAUGCUGAAGGCGGGUGAUUGCGUGGUGCGCCACCCCGGCGUCUUCACCACCGGACUAGGCAUGGUGGGUGCUAUAUGUGACUUCUGCGAGGCGUGGGUAUGCCACGGCCGCAAGUGCCUCACCGCGCACGCGUGCACGUGCCCGCUCGCCGACGCCGUGUGCCUGGAGUGCGAGAGAGGCGUGUGGGAGCACGGCGGCCGCGUGUUCCGCUGCUGCUUCUGCCAGGGCUUCCUGUGCGAGGACGACCAGUUCGAGCACCAGGCCUCCUGCCAGGUGCUGGAGUCCGAGACCUACAAGUGCCAGUCGUGCAACCGCCUGGGCCAGUACUCGUGCCUACGCUGCAAGACGUGCUUCUGCGAGGAGCACGUGCGGCGGCGCGGCGCCCGCAGCGCGCGCGGCGCCCCGCCCUGCCCGCGCUGCGCCUACGCGCUGCACGUCACGGCCGACCUCAGCAUGUCCACUCGCUCGCACCGCUACGGGCGCCAGGGCACGGCGCUGGCCGACGACGACGACGACUCCGCGGACUACGGCCACUCCGGAUACAGCGCCGAUGGCGGGAUAGAAGGCGGAGACUACUCGUAUUCGGAGUCGGAUGAUGACGACGAUGAUGAAGACGAUGCCGAGGAUGACUCCGAGGAUGAAGAAUCCGAAGAGGAAGAAGCGGAGGCUAGUUCCGCUGAUAAGACCAAGACAUAAAACAUUACUAGCCCCCCUGAAUGCCUCACUUGUUCAAGAGCUGUUAUUAUAUAAUCGUCUAGGUUAUGUUUGAUGGUUUGUAACAUAUAUUCAAUAAAAAUGUUUGUGCUUUUCA
Molecule: messenger RNA, 1229 nt
Organism: Pararge aegeria (speckled wood butterfly)
Lineage: Eukaryota; Metazoa; Arthropoda; Insecta; Lepidoptera; Nymphalidae
Gene: Noa36
Product: zinc finger protein 330 homolog
Exons: 7
Coding region: 194-1114 (306 amino acids)
Cellular component (GO): nucleus
Molecular function (GO): zinc ion binding
Source: RefSeq, a predicted model, not a curated record